GGCGCAUGCUCCGUGAAGGUCCCGGCCCGGCGUACCCCGCGUCUACGCCAGUCCGGGGGCCCCACAGAGUCCCGGCGGGGCCGCGGGCAUGGCGGCCAGCCUGUGGAUGGGCGACCUGGAGCCCUACAUGGAUGAGAACUUCAUCUCCAGAGCCUUUGCUACCAUGGGGGAGACAGUGAUGAGCGUCAAAAUUAUCCGAAACCGCCUCACUGGGAUCCCGGCUGGCUACUGCUUUGUAGAAUUCGCAGAUUUGGCCACAGCUGAGAAGUGUUUGCAUAAAAUCAACGGGAAGCCCCUUCCAGGAGCCACACCUGCAAAGCGUUUUAAACUGAAUUAUGCCACUUAUGGGAAACAGCCAGAUAAUAGCCCUGAAUACUCCCUCUUUGUGGGGGAUCUGACCCCAGAUGUGGAUGAUGGCAUGCUGUAUGAGUUCUUCGUCAAAGUCUACCCCUCCUGUCGGGGAGGCAAGGUGGUUUUGGACCAGACAGGCGUGUCUAAGGGUUAUGGUUUUGUGAAAUUCACAGAUGAGCUGGAACAGAAGCGAGCCCUGACAGAGUGCCAGGGAGCCAUAGGACUGGGGUCUAAACCAGUGCGGCUGAGCGUGGCCAUCCCCAAAGCGAGCCGUGUGAAGCCAGUGGAAUAUAGUCAAAUGUACAGUUAUAGCUACAACCAGUAUUACCAGCAGUACCAGAACUACUAUGCCCAGUGGGGCUAUGACCAGAACACAGGCAGCUACAGCUAUAGUUAUCCCCAGUAUGGCUACACCCAGAGCACCAUGCAGGUAACCAUGAUUUGGCCAGUCUGGCCCCGCAUCCUCUAGAGACGUGGGUGAUUCUCCAGGAUGGGGUGGUUAAGGACAGGAGCUUGCGCUUCAGAAAGACAGAGGAAAAGAUGAAGCAGCGUAAUUCCUCUUAUUAAAAAGAAGCCAUCCUAGUCAUGGGCUAGGCUUUCACCAUGCUUCUCACCCACCUCUCUGGUCUCUUGGCAGACAUAUGAAGAAGUCGGAGAUGAUGCAUUGGAAGACCCCAUGCCGCAGCUGGAUGUGACCGAGGCCAACAAGGAGUUCAUGGAGCAGAGCGAGGAGCUGUAUGAUGCGCUGAUGGACUGUCACUGGCAGCCUCUAGACACAGUGUCUUCAGAGAUCCCUGCCAUGAUAUAGCCAGGACAAAGGACAAGCCAGAAUGGACUUGUGAGGGAGAGAAGAGACUCCUUUUUUUAUUACUGCAAGACUUUUUUUUUUAAUGUUUCAUAAAGAUUUUAGUAAUCAACCGUUCCUGCGAUUUUUUUUCCUCUUAACACUGCUGCCUUCAUUUGAGUUUGAAAACCCAUGGACCAGUUGGAAGAGGGUUGAAUGAGGUUUAUCUUUGAACAGUACUCUCAUUUCUCCAGAUGAUGUCACCUACACUCCUGGACAUAAUGAUUAACCAAGAUGGGUCAUAAGUUACUAAGCCAACUUCUUAGGAAAGUUCACCUUUAAGGUUGUGAUUACCUGCUGGGAUAGUGUCUUCAGGUUUCCUUUCCCCCUACAAAUUUGCUUCAAAUCUGGUGGCUAGGAAUUCAUUACUUGAACUGGGGAGUGAAAUUGCAGGGCCCAUCUGUCUGCAAUGCCAGAGACCCCGGUUUGAUCCCUGGGUCAGGAAGAUCCCCUGGAGAAUGAAAUGGCAGCUCAAGCCCUAAGUCCCAUGGACAGAGGGGCCUGGAAGGCUACAGCCCAUGAGCGACUUAAAUUUCAGUUUGAAUGGUCAAAGUGUUCAGGCUUCUCUGUCCAUGAAAAUUUUCAGGCAAUACUGGAGCAGAUUGCCAUUUCCUCUUUCAGGGGAUUUCCCCCUCCCAGACAUCAAAUCACCUCCUGUAUUGGCAGGCAGAUUCUCUUACCACUGUGCCACCUGGGAAGGUAGCAGUGUUGGAACCAGCUUAUUUUAGACCAAAAAGGCCUAGACUGUUUGAGGUACAAGAUGGUGCCAUGUAUGUACCAAUGCCACCUCUUAAGAAAAUGUUAAAACUAAAGUACAUAAAUUAUAUUAAACCAA
Molecule: messenger RNA, 2030 nt
Organism: Odocoileus virginianus texanus
Lineage: Eukaryota; Metazoa; Chordata; Mammalia; Artiodactyla; Cervidae
Source: RefSeq, a predicted model, not a curated record